AUGAAUUAUACUUAUUUAAUAAGGUCUAUUGAAGAUAUCGAUAGAAUCGAUAGUAUUAAUAAUUUAUCGAUAGAAGAGAUUGAAAGACGUUCGAAAAAGAUCGAUGAUAAUACCACCGAUGCACAGACAUGGCGUGUUCGAUCGUUUGAAGGCUAUCUCGGUGUGAAUGAAUCAUUCAAAGAUCGAUUAAGAAAGGAUUGGCAACUUGUUGAGCAGUGGAAUCAACUGUUCAGUUCACAUCCAAUCACACACACAAAGAUUGCUAGCAUACUCAAAGAUAUCAUUGCGAUAUGUGAGUUAAAUAGACAACACUCUGGUCUGGGACCGAUGACACCGAUUGAAAUCGACUACUGCACACCUCACGAACUACUCUUACUUCCUCAUCAACAAGUUAUACAACAAAAACUUAGAAUUACCAAACAAUUAUAUAAUGGUUUUCAAUAUUCUUUAUUUUACAAUGAUAAGAAGAAUAACGAUAAUAAUAAUAAUGGUUUUUUUAAGAGAUUGUUUUCAUUAUUUGGAAACCAUAAUAAUAGUAGUAAUGAUCAUUAUAGUUACGAUAUAGAUUGGAAUAAAAAAUGGAAUUAUGAAUAUAUUAUUGAGAAUCUAUCGAUUAGAGAUGAUCAGGAUAAGAGAUUUAAAGAUUUAAAGAUAAAGAUUGCUGGUGGUGUCAAUGAAGGAAUCAUACAGUUUAUAGAGGUUAUGGGAUUCUAUGAAGGUGAUGAAACCAAUGAAUAUAGAGUCGAUCCAAUUCUAUUGCUUUCAUUCCUUAAUGCAUUCUAUUUCUACAAUGUAAACGACAAUGAUAAUAGACGUCAAGAUCAAAUACAACAAACUCUAAAAGAAUAUCAAGAACGUCAAAGACAAUAUAUCUAUUCAAUACCAACUUUUAAUAAAGAACAACAAUUACAAUAUAAUCAAUUAGUUGAUAAUCAAUUUAAUUUAAAAUAUAACAAUAACAAUAAUAAUAAUAAUAAUAACUAA
Molecule: messenger RNA, 984 nt
Organism: Heterostelium album PN500
Lineage: Eukaryota; Evosea; Eumycetozoa; Acytosteliales; Acytosteliaceae
Exons: 1
Coding region: 1-984 (327 amino acids)
Source: RefSeq, a predicted model, not a curated record